This is a messenger RNA of Thamnophis elegans (Western terrestrial garter snake), 4712 nucleotides long. RefSeq names its product spindlin 1 (gene SPIN1). Bases 730 to 1443 code for a protein of 237 amino acids. The record is from RefSeq and is a predicted model, not a curated record. Gene Ontology annotation, biological process: gamete generation. Lineage: Eukaryota; Metazoa; Chordata; Lepidosauria; Squamata; Natricidae. The transcript has 8 exons.
UGGCAGGAAGGUGCGGAGGCCUCUCUCCUGGCAGCGGCUCCAGCGCAGGCAGAGGGGAGGCUCCCAAUGUGGCAAGAGAGAGGAGGGCUAAACAGCGGCGGAGAAGGAGGGGGCCAAGCGAGACAAGGGGAACCGCCGCAGCAGCCGCCGCCGCCGAGGAGCUGAGCGGCCUGGACGGGCGAACGGGGGUGGCGAAGCUUCUGCAGCUCUGGCCCCACCGCCUACGCCACCCCCCCGCCGGGCACCUCACGCCUGCCCGGGCGAAGGCGGAGGCGGCGGAGGAAGCCGCCAAGGACGAGGCUCCGGCAGCAGGUCAAAAAAGGGAAGCAAAUCACAGGAUGUCCAUCUAAUGGAGGUCAAUAAGUGUUUUUUAAAAUAUUAUAAUUGAAGAUCAUCAAGGGAAAAUAAUCCCAUUUUGGAGUUUGGUGUUGUUAUUCCAAGACAGAGAAACCUUGCAGCUCCACACAGAACUGGAUUUUCACCCUAGUUUUGCAGCUUUGCUGCUCACUUAAAUACUGAUGAAUGAAGACCCCAUUUGGAAAGGCACCAGGUCAGCGAUCCAGAGCUGAUGCAGGUGUUGGAGGCCAGAUGCCUGUACCUGAGAGUUCUGCUAGUUUCUUGCGUUUGUCACACUAGACAUCCACUGCAAAUGUAGACUGGCACAUUCAUUCUGGAAUGCUCAACAUGGCAAGAGGGACGUAAGAGGGGCAUGCAGGUGUCUCUGCCAACAUGAUGAAGAAAAGAGCUUCCCACAAAAAGCAUCGAAACAACGUGGGACCAAGUAAACCCAUUUCUCAACCCAGAAGAAAUAUUGUAGGCUGCAGAAUACAACAUGGAUGGAAAGAAGGGAGUGGGCCUGUGACACAGUGGAAAGGCACAGUCCUAGACCAGGUUCCUGUAAACCCCUCUCUCUUCCUUAUUAAAUACGAUGGAUUUGAUUGUGUCUAUGGACUAGAACUGCACAAAGAUGAGAGGGUUUCAGCACUUGAAGUCCUUCCAGACCGAGUUGCUUCGUCUCGAAUCAGUGAUGCCCACCUGGCAGACAUAAUGAUUGGCAAAGCAGUAGAGCAUAUGUUUGAGACAGAAGAUGGCUCAAAAGAUGAAUGGAGGGGAAUGGUCUUGGCUCAAGCACCUAUAAUGAAGACAUGGUUUUAUAUCACCUAUGAAAAGGAUCCUGUCUUGUACAUGUACCAGCUCUUAGAUGACUAUAAAGAAGGCGAUCUCCGUAUUAUGCCUGAUUCUAACGAUUCACCUCCAGCAGAGCGGGAGCCUGGAGAAGUUGUGGACAGCCUAGUUGGAAAACAAGUGGAAUAUGCCAAAGAAGAUGGCUCAAAAAGGACUGGCAUGGUCAUUCAUCAAGUUGAAGCCAAACCCUCUGUCUAUUUCAUCAAGUUUGAUGAUGAUUUCCAUAUUUAUGUCUAUGAUUUGGUGAAGACAUCCUAGACGCCACCAUGCAAACUUUUGCCAAACUUGUGGAACCUUGAGUGUAAAAUUUGUAGACACAGAAGACUUAACUGCUUUCCAGUUUAUUUGAAAGCUUAGAUGUCCCUGCGAGCCCACAAUCUCUGCCAGGAAAAUUAUUCCAUUGUGAACUGUACAAAUAGACUUUGAUGUGAACAUGACACAUUUUAUGUAGGGGAAUUCCUUUUCUUAGAGGAAGUCUUGUUGGGGGGGGUGGGGUAUCUGGAUAAAGUUAGGACAAAAAACCAGCAGCUGCAAAUUCAAGCUGUGUAAAAAUCUAGCAAUGUAAUCAUUAAUCUGAUUUCUCCCCCUCCCCCAAUUAUAACUUUCCCUUGGCUUUUCACUUAACUUUUCAACUGCCAAUGCAAGUGUAGCUUGAUAUUAAAUUGCUUUCCUCUAUGUAAUAUUAAGUUUUCUUGUAUUAAACAUAUUACGUCCUUGUUUUGGGGGUUUGGGCAGAGAUGAUUAAAACUAUUUAAGCAGUGUUAAGGAGUGCCUAAACCAAUUAAUAUCAGCAUCCUAUGUUCCAGAUACUAUUACGCUUCUGUUACAUGAGAAUGUUGUACAUUUUAAUUACAGGAUAAUAGAAUAUGGUAUACAUGUGAUGCAGUUGAUAAGAAAAAUGCAGAGCAAGUGUUUAUCAAAUGUAGGACCUGAAUAAAAUUAAAGCAAGGAUGCCUUCAGUUCUCAAUAUUGUUGUUGUAGGAUUUUUUGUUAACUUUUAGCAGAACCCAGGUGCUUGGUGCCGUAGCAGCUUAGUCAUUCAUGUUAACAUUAAAGAAUACUACACAGCAACUAUUGGGUGUCUAUCAAGUCUAGCAACUUAGAUUCUUGUAUGUGGACUAAAAUCUGUUACAUGUAAUGACAAACCUCACAAGAGUCCUCAUACAUUAAAGGCUUGUCUUACCGAGAAAGAAAGUCAUCUGUUGCCUUCUAUUUUGAUAUACUGCAUUCCUUCUUGUUUCCUUAUCUUCUGCUAAAGAAGGCUUCUACCUUUUUUUCUCCUGGCCUUUCUUCUUUGGGUGAGUCCAGACAAGACGUGCAAUUCCAACCUAUUGUCGCCUUUUGUGCUGUACAUUGUAUUUGCUUGAGGUAUGCUGUUUAAUGUGAACUACAUUAAAAGAACACUAGGGCUCUGCAUGCUAAUGGUGCACUAUCUAAUGGAAGCUAGGCAGUCUCCAUGGUUCAGCCAUCUGCAGCCGAAGAUGGAUGUAAAUAAGCCGCCCGCAGCUUCAGAAUUCAUUCUUGGGUCAUUUUUUUUCUUUUUCUUUUUGUAAAGUGGUAGAUUGGCGUGGCAGCUUUUUAAACCAAUCAGUGGAGAAUAUAACCAACCAAUUUGAGGUGGAGCAUUGCAGUGACUGAAGGACUGCUUUGCACAAGUAAAUGAAAACCAAACCUCUUUGCUUAACUACAAGGCUGAGGAGUUUUAGAAAGUGUUGCUGAUCAGCUAUUUGAGGUUAAGUUUACCUCUGGUGUGAGUAUGCAUAUUAAACUACAUGCAAUUUAAACCUUUUUUUUUUUAAAGUUUUGCCUGAAUUCAUAUUGUAGCCUUAAGGCUUGUGCCUCAUUAUGCUCUUUAAUGGUAAUACUCACCGUAUAUAAACAGUAUCUUAAAAUUUCUUGACCAUUGCUACUAUUGCAUUAUGUCCAGUAUUUCAUCACAGGCAACCAAAGGCAAGCUGUUGUCUUUUCCAUGAAGAGCUUUUCCAAUGCAGUUUUUAAGCCCUGAGUACCUGAGUCAUGAUGUUCCUGUGUUCUUGAACAAAGUGAGCAGAUUUGCGACCCAGUGUUUUUCAUCCAGCAGAUCUGUAUGUUUUCUAUUGACUCUUUAGAGUCCUGCAUGUAAAUCUCAAAGCUGAGCCUGGCUCCAUGAGCCCAAGUUGAUAUUUGUGGCACAAGAAUGAGUGUGUAUUAAACAUACACAAGAGAACCACGUAAAUGUAGUACUUUGAAUUGUGGGCUACAUAAACUAUAAAUCCAGAGUAUAUCUCAAGAUACUUGCUAAGGAUUAAGUAGAACGAAAAGAUCAUGUUCAAAGAGCUUGUGAUGAGGGGAUUUCUGCAAGUCUCUUAAUACACCACAUUCUGCCAGUUUAGAGUAAUCUAUAUUCUGUAUAAAUUUUAUGGGUUUUUAUGUGUCCACAUUGUCUGCUUUUUUGAUAGCUUAGACCACCUUUUUUGUUUUUGAGCUAGAGACUUAAUUUUAUACCCUGCCCAUCUGUUUUGGGCUUCAUUUUAGGCUCAUAUUUCAGAUCUGCAUGCAGUGCUGGUCACCCUGGUAACUAAUGUUGGUCCUUUGCUCCAGGGAUUCAGCAUUGGUUUCCAAGUUAUUACAAGCUUGUGGUGGCACAAGCUAUGGAUCUGUGUAUAAAAGUUACUGGCCUUUCUCCAUUUACCUGCUGUAGUAUUGUAUAUUGUGUGUUUUAUGUGAUGUCAGGCUGCCCUGUAAAAUUUUAAGACAAAACUUAAAUGCAGACCAUCCCUUUUUUGCAUGCUUAGAAGGUAGAAUGUUCAAUGUAAGAAAGUUAAAGUUGCAUGUUUAAAAAAUGUUUAGGUUUUUAGGUUUUUUUAAUUUUGUUUUUGUUUUUUUGUGAAUUUGCUUAUUGUGCUGUUUUAAUGGUGGUAGUAGGAUUAAAUGCACUAGUGAGGCAAACAUAGUGCCAACAGGAGGUAACUUUCCAGUUGUAUGUGUCAUGCAGCGUUUGAAGGGACCAUGUACUUUGUUCAAAAAAAAAAAAUUAGUUCAAAUUAGUACUAGGCUUUUUUUGUGCCAAAUCCUAAAUUGUGAUGAAGUAGAAUCAUAUUAGAAACCCAGGCAAUAGUGCAAAAAGCUAUUUUUGCUGGAUAAUUUUUAACUUCCUUAAAUUGGUGCGUUUUAAAAAUUAAGACUUCUCCAUGGAUAUAUUAAUCGCAACCAUUUCAAAGAACCAAAAACAAAAAACAAAAAUAAAUGUGUGGUUCCUUGGAAAUGCUGUGCUUUUUAUAGUUUUCAUCAUUAGUGCAAUUUGGAUGGUUCUUGCUAUGUGUAUAGUUCAAAGGUCUUCGUGUUCACAUUUUAAAAUUAGGUAAAUGACUUCAUCUCUAGAGCUUGGUUUCUUUUUUUUUUAAUGAUGUAGACAGUUCCCUGUUCUCUGCAUUUAGAAGUAUAAACACUUUAAAUCUUUAAAUCUGUUACUUAAUUCUGUAAGUAAUUUUUAUAAUUAUGAUGUAACUCUAUCCUUAAAACAUUUAAAAUAAACCCUUUAUGUGCAA